UCAUUCUGACAAUCUGAACAACCGACCCACUCAGACAGAUGAUUUUCGGACAGAAAAUCUUUCUUUUCGUCACUGUCUCGAAAAGUCGAAAUUAAUCUCGGGUUUUUGACCGUGUUUCUUCCAAGUUCCGACACUACGUGGUUUAUUUAUAAAUAUACAUAUCGUAGAGACCUAUAAAAAAUAAUUCACGUUUAUUUUUUAUUUAGUAAUUUAGUUUUUACUACAUAGGUCUCGUAAAAACGAGAUAAAUCUGUCCCUCGUAGUUCCGUAUAUGACUAAUACAUUGUCGGAAGGAAGAUCAAUUUGGAUAUGAAUUGUGUGGAACUGUAAUAGUGGUGUGAUAUUAUUUGGCGGGUUAUUUUAUGUGAUGUCUGACGGAGAUCCAUCUCUCGAAGAGGAUGUGCCAAAACCUCUACUUAAACAAGAAGAAAAUGUGUUUACGCCGAAGAUAGCGACUCCUUUAUACACGGGCGGUGUGAAACUGCAUCACAAGAGAUCUGACACUGGAGAGACUGAAUCCUUCUUGUCUGAUGCACAAAGGAAUGAGCUUGCAUUCCAGCAACUAUUCCAAGAUGGAGCUGGAGCAUUUCACGAGGCGGAGAGGGAGGCCCAAGAGAACGGGGAGCUUCAGGCGAUGUCGGUGCUCGGUUCGUACCCGGACAAUCUGUCGCAGGACAUGAACACCGACCGGGACAAUGGUAGCGAAGCUUCAACCCGUCCAGCUGAAGACUUUACAUGUGGCGAUCCAGCCAUAACCCUUGGUCCAAACGGCAAUGGCAAACCUCCAGCCAACCAUUGCUCGAUAGUGAUGGGAGGUAUUUUGAAUAAUCCUUCCCUCACGUUCAACGAUGGUGUGCGAUCGAUAGACUAUGUGCUAGUAUGGGAGGCGUUCAAGGAGGACGCUUCUACGGCAGAAGCCUACGAGCAGAGGAAGAUUUUCGAACAGAACCUCGAGCUCGAAGGCUUACAACUCGAACGAGAGGCGCCUGAAAACUUGUAUGGACUGAAUUUUGUUAAGAUCCACGCUCCCGUGUCAGUGUUAAGAGACUACAGUGAGAUUCUGAAGCUUAGGAUGCCGAUGAAGGACUGCAGUAAGAUAAAGAAGUCUGGUCAGGCGAAUGCGAUAGUGCAGGCAGCAUUGUAUAUGUCUAAGUUCACAGCUUUGAAGGACGUGCAUGAGAAGACGAACAGUUUUGUGGAACAAGUGGACGCGUGCUGGGACCAGUUCAUGUCGAAGAUACGCGUCGAUACUGACAUGUUCCCUGAGAGGAAACAUAGACUCACUGCCAUAUACUCGAAGGACAAGGAAUAUUUAUUCGACACGACAGCUGAAUGUUUCUGGACGCCUUCCAUUCGCUCGCGCAUCGUUCAGUUUAUUCUCGACAGGAAGAAGUUCUCAGAGGCUACCAAUGACGACUUCGCCUUUGGCAUCACAAGACUGAUAUCUAAUUGUACUUAUAGCGCUGCCUACCCACUACACGAUGUGAGGAACAUUUUAUAUUACUACGAACAGAAAAAAAAUCGAAUUAAGAUCUUUGACCUUUUCAUUCUUCGAUUCUCCAUUUGCAUAUUAAUUUGUUUUGUUUCAGGCUUAUACUUCGCUUGGCUCGGUUUCUACACACACAUGCUCAUACCAGCCUCUAUUGUAGGCCUAAUAUGCGUUAUCUAUUCAGCUGCUACUGUUUACGAUAAUAGACCUAGUGAAGACGUAUGCAACUACAACUCGUCAGUGAAGAUGUGUCCGCAAUGUGAUUAUUUCUGCGACUACUGGGACCUGAAGGCGACGUGUCUACAGUCUCGAAUUACCUACCUCUUUGAUAACCCCACCACUGUGUUCUUCGCUAUAUUCAUGAGCUUUUGGGGCGCAUGUUUCCUCGAGCUUUGGAAGCGAUACUCGGCUGAGAUGACACACCGCUGGGACCUGACUGGCUUCGACGUGUACGAGGAACAUCCCCGGCCGCAGUAUCUAGCGCGACUGGCACAUGUCAAGAGAACACAGUUAAACGUGGUAACAGGAGAAAGAGAGCCAAUGGUACCAUUCUGGCGCAUGCGUCUCCCAGCAACUCUAAUGUCAUUCAGUGUAGUCGCUCUACUAGUCCUAAUGGCCCUGGCCACGGUGUUAGGGGUGGUCCUAUAUCGGAUGUCCCUUUUGGGCGCCACAAUAUUGCGCAAUGGAAAUGCUCUGACUACGUACAACCCUAUAAUGUUUACUACGGCGACGGCUGCCUGCAUUAAUUUAUGCUUCAUCUGUUUGUUCAAUUAUGUCUACCAAUAUUUAGCGGAAUGGCUAACGGAAAAGGAACUCUUGCGCACACAGACAGAAUUCGAUGACUCCCUAACUCUGAAGAUAUAUUUACUGCAGUUUGUGAACUAUUACGCGUCCAUAUUCUAUAUAGCGUUCUUUAAAGGCAAGCUCAUCGGUCGUCCGGGAGAUUAUGUCAGAUUGUUUGGACAUAGACAGGAAGAGUGUGCUCCAGGCGGGUGUCUACUAGAGCUGUCCAUCCAGCUGGCGAUCAUAAUGGUGGGCAAGCAGUUCAUUAACACCAUCGUGGAGAUGCUCAUGCCGUACUUACUCAAAUGGUGGUACGUCAUCAGGACUAUUGGGAGGAAACGACAAAUAAAGAGUCCCUUACAAUGGGUGAAGGAUUUCAAACUGGUCGACUUCGGUAACAUGGGAUUGUUCCCUGAGUAUUUGGAAAUGGUCCUACAAUACGGUUUCGUGACAAUAUUCGUAGCGGCGUUUCCCCUGGCACCUCUAUUCGCCCUCAUAAACAAUGUGCUGGAAAUGAGACUGGACGCCAAGAAGUUCCUAACUUGCUACCGCCGGCCCGUGCCGCAGCGAGUCAACGAUAUAGGCGUCUGGUACCGGAUACUCGACUCUAUUGGGAAACUCAGUAUUAUUACUAAUGGUUUCAUAAUAGCAUUCACAUCGGACUUCAUACCGCGGCUCGUGUAUCAGUUCACCAACGGGUCCAUGAACCAGUACGUCAACAAUACGUUAGCAGACUUCAACAUCAGCGUGUUAGAACAUCCGCCCAUCAAGACCACGUAUAAUGAAACUAUGUGCAGUUUCCCCGGCUACUGGUACUACAAGGAGGGCGACAGCUACGAGCACAGCAACUGGUACUGGCACAUCAUGGGCGCUAGACUCGCCUUCGUCGUCGUAUUCGAGAACGUGGUGGCAUUAGUGAUGAUAAUAGUCCGAUGGGCUAUCCCGGAUAUGUCAGGGGAGUUAAGAGACCGGAUAAGACGCGAGGCAUACGUGAUAAACUCGUUCAUACUGGAGGAGACGCGCGCGCGGUCCGUGCGAGACCAAGGAGAUACGACAGAUUCGAAUUGGAACCACAUAGCUUCUAUGUCAGGGUCUGACUUCGAUUUAGCGGCCCAUGGUGAUCAUCAGAACAUCAGGGAUAUUGGGAAGCAUGUUGUCGGCGAGAUCGACAACCAACCGCCGCCUGCGCACGUCUAGUGCCUUAAAAAUAACGCCAUUAAACAGUACGUAUGGGUUUAAAGGGAAAUGUAUCUUAUGGGGUCGUUGAACUAAAGUGAAAAUAUAUUUACGUGCCGUGGCGUGGCGGGGUACCGUGGCUACCAAUAGACUACGACGCGACAUAUAAGUUUACUCUAACCAUAGUAAAUAUGUGAAAUUUAUAUGAUUUUGACGCUCCACGCCACACCACGGUACUGUGUUUCCGCCAUUAUUAUUUAUGUAUGUAUAAGUAUGUGUGUCCAAAGAUACUGUUUUCUAUGUUAACGUAUAAAUAUUGUUAUUGUUUCGUGAAACAAAUGCAGUAAUAUAUUACGCUAGAAUAUUUGUCAAUCAAUUCUUGUACUUCCUACUUGUACUACCUGUGUAUGGUACUUCCAUUGUUUUUUUUAAAUACUGUUGUGCAGUCUUCUUUGUGAAGGGCCAAUGUGGGUGACAAAAUACCGCGAGAUAGGUAGAAGUUAUAUUGUGUAAUAGGGUAGUUUCCUAAAUUUUAUUUUAAUGUCCGUCUGAUAGAUUAUUUUAAACUUUAGACACGUAU
Messenger RNA from Spodoptera litura, 4028 nucleotides. The record is from RefSeq and is a predicted model, not a curated record. NCBI's taxonomy places the organism in Eukaryota, Metazoa, Arthropoda, Insecta, Lepidoptera, Noctuidae.